Diachasmimorpha longicaudata is the source of this 4515-nucleotide messenger RNA. RefSeq lists its product as uncharacterized. NCBI's taxonomy places the organism in Eukaryota, Metazoa, Arthropoda, Insecta, Hymenoptera, Braconidae. The coding region runs from base 541 to 3669 and encodes 1042 amino acids. Gene Ontology annotation, cellular component: mRNA cleavage and polyadenylation specificity factor complex. Gene Ontology annotation, molecular function: protein binding. The transcript is spliced from 9 exons. The record is from RefSeq and is a predicted model, not a curated record.
GUGUUAUGGCGUCGGAAGCCCAGUAGUGAAUCUAACGUCCAAUUAACGACCUGAAUAAAUAGAAAAUCAUUGCCCCAAUAACUCACCAAUUAACCCGACGUCUGCCGGCAGUCGGCAAGCCAAUUAAAUUCAUUAUAAUCAAGUACAAGCUCCAAGUGCUACCCACCGUUAGCUCAACCAAAACGUGUUCCUCAUGAGGUGCAAACGUGUAGCGUGGACCUGAAACGAUCUGGCCUUCGAACGAGUUCUAAAUACCAAUUACCCCGUACUACUCACCAAAAUUUGGUAUUUCACCAGUUAAGGACAAUCAUUACGCCUGUACCAUAUGCUCAGAAGUCUCCAGAAGGUCGGAACGAUUAAUGAAGUGAUACAAAGUUCCUAGGGCCAGAAUGGGAUCUGCAAGUGACUUUCACCCCACAACGACAACCUAACCUAAACAUGACUCUCUGACACUCGUCGAACAAGAGAUUUACAAUUUGUCAAUUGUAAAAAACAUUUCAUAUAUUUUUUAAGCUGAUUUCUGCGAAAUAACUGGGAAAAAUGUCGACCAAUGCACAAUUCGCAAGCCCACCACCGGUGAUUAAUCUGCCGAAUAUGUCGGUGCCACCGCCUACAACGCCGAAUCUGUCAGCACCACCACCGAAUUUAACCACCAUUAAUACCUCCGGGGGUUAUCAGCAUCGGUUUAAUAAUCAUCGAGAGGGACGGGGGUUCUUCAAACCCUUCAGGCCUUAUCAUGCUCCCAAGAUUAUUUCUGGAGGACAAGACGCCCUUCAAGAUGAAUUCGAUGGAAAGAGACUUAGGAAGUCUGUGAUGAGGAAGACUGUCGACUACAAUUCAGCUAUUAUCAAGAGUUUAGAGAAUCGAGUUUGGCAAAGAGACUACCGAGACAGACGUGCACUCCAGCCAGAUGUUAUGUACUACCCUGACCUCCUUCCACCACCUAGCUACGUCGACAACCCGAUAAACGCCGUCACAACUCGUUUUGUUAAAACAGCAACAAAUAAAAUGCGUUGUCCAAUUUUUUGCAUGGCGUGGACGCCCGAGGGUAGGAGAUUAGUAACUGGAGCCUCCAGUGGGGAGUUUACACUGUGGAAUGGACUGACUUUCAAUUUUGAAACGAUUCUUCAGGCUCACGACAGCCCAGUCAGAACAAUGGUAUGGUCACAUAACGAGAGCUGGAUGGUAACUGGUGAUCAUGCAGGUUACGUCAAAUACUGGCAGAGCAACAUGAACAACGUCAAGAUGUUUCAGGCCCACAAAGAAGCGAUUAGAGGACUCAGUUUCAGUCCAACCGAUCACAAAUUGGCGACCUGCAGUGAUGAUGGAACUGUUCGAAUUUGGGACUUUCUACGAUGUCACGAGGAAAGAAUUCUCAGGGGUCACGGAGCAGACGUCAAGUGCGUGCACUGGCAUCCGCAGAAGAGUCUAGUCAUCUCCGGGAGUAAAGACAAUCAGCAACCAGUAAAGCUCUGGGAUCCAAAGACUGGCCAGUCCCUGGCCACUCUGCACGCCCACAAGAGCACUGUGAUGGACGUCAAGUGGAACGAGAACGGUAACUGGUUAGUUACAGCCUCCAGGGAUCACCUCCUCAAGCUUUUUGACUUGAGGAAUCUGAGCCAGGAGGUACAGACCUUCAGAGGACACAAGAAGGAGGCUUCCAGCGUCGCUUGGCAUCCCAGCCAUGAGGGGCUCUUCUGCAGCGGUGGAAGCGAUGGAGCUAUUCUUUUCUGGCAUGUUGGAGCUGAUAAGGAAGUCGGGGCUAUCGAGCAAGCUCACGACAGCAUCGUGUGGACACUUGCGUGGCAUCCACUAGGUCACAUUCUCUGUUCAGGAAGCAACGAUCACACGUCCAAAUUCUGGACAAGAAACAGACCUGGAGAUUUGAUGAGAGACAAAUACAAUCUCAAUACUUUGCCAGCUGGUGCUUGUGGAAUUGAUGAUCACGAAAUAGCUGACGAAGCAGCUGUGAUACCUGGAAUGGGCCCAGAGGACAAAAUAAAUGCAGACGUUGAGCUGGAGGAAGAGAAUAAUACGACGGUCUCAGGCAUUCCUGGACUGGACCUAGAUCACGCAGUUGAUGAGAGUAAAAAACUUGCCAGCAAGAAGGUCCCAUACUCCAAACCAAUCCCCAGAAAUUUCCAAGCCCAGUGGAACGAAAUGGAAGCUGAGGAUCCAGAACAAGUGGAGGCUCUGAAUGCCAUCGUUAAUCAACUGAUCGAAACGACACCAGGAGCUGUCCCACUCAAUGAGGUCAUCCCAAAUGCCAUUAUUCUGUACGGAAAAAUGGUGCCCGUCGAAGCGGGUUCAAAACUAGCGGACGCAAUUCUUCAGGGUAAUGAUGCGAUAAACAAGCUGGUGACAGCCGGUGAAAUAGAAGAGUUAAAGGACGUUACGCUGACGGUCCCUGAGCCGAUCGAGGACCCCGAGGACUUUCUCCACGAUGAGGGUGAUAUCGACUUUUCCAAAGUCCCGGAUAUCGACCUCCCACCACCAUUGCCCUCAUCAAAGUUCGCGCAGAACCCGGAGCUUCUGAAGGCCCUAAACCGCGGGGGGAAACGCAAGUUUGAUCAGCUGAUCGGUUGGUCUGACAGUGAUAAGACCUCCCGCCUCCAUCAGCCGGUCUUUGGUGGCUCCAUGCUGGAGGACACCUCCAGCGACACCGACCUCCGCCACAUGAUGGGCCUCACGGGUGUUGACAUGGCGGCCUACCUCGCGCAGGACGAGGAUCUCAGGAGGCUGAACAGCCUCGACAGGAUGAACAACAUCGGCAACAUGAAUUCCAACAGCAUCAACAGGGACGAGGACCUGCGCUUCGGCGGUGGCUCCAGUGGCCCAGGAAGGCCUGAUUACGAGGGUAGAAAUUCUUUUGGAGAUCGAGACUUUAGGCCCAACGUGCCACCCCCCAACUUCAAGCCUGGGGUUGAUGGAGACAGCUAUGGAGAUGGUGAUAACAGGCCUCGACCUUGGGACAACGACAACGAUCGGGAUUUCGAGAAAAGGGAUUUGUUGCACUCUGGACUGGGGAACUCUCAGUUGGGCUCAUUGUCCCUGCAAAUGGGCCUGUCCUCAGGAGUCAAUCAUCUGAACGCCAAUCAUCACAAUAUGCAAAAUAUUUCGCCAAAUAUGCCCCCCACGAUGAAUCUUCCUGGCAAUUUGGGACUGAACCCUUCAAUUCAGGGGAAGAGUGGUGGACUUAUGAACAGUGGAAUGGCAGAUGGUCUGCCUCCUCACAUGAUGCACCUGCCUCCCAACUUUGGACCCAAUGGGCCCAGUGGACCAGGGCUGCCACCGAAUUUCAACCCCAAUUUGCGACCACCGAAUGGGAAUUUCCCUGGGUUCAGGCCCAUGGGGCCCUAUUCACAUAAUAAUUUUGGGAAUUUUCAGGGACCACCUGGAUUCAGGUGCCCCAAUCCCAAUAAUCCUCCUCCCAACUUCGAGAGGGGAGGAUUUGGACCCAAUUUCAGGGGACAGAUGGGCAGCGGUGGUGGCAACGGCGGUUUCAACUCUGGAUUUAAUAAUAAAAAUUUUGGUGGGAAUAGUGGGGGGAAAAGUGGGGGCAGAGGAAUGGGUCGGAGCAAUGACAAUAGCAGGAGCAAUUAUGGUGGCAGAGGGCGGGGAAGGGAUGGUGAGGGUUCAAGAGGGUCUAGGGGUAGGGAUAACUAUUGAGGGUAAUUGGUGAAUUUGUUGGUGAAUCAGUGGAGUGAAAAGUGAUGGUCGAUCAUAACCUGCGAAAUGUCUGGCCCAACGGGCUCCCGAUGAGAAGGUUUGCUGACAAUUUGGAACGAAACCCUUCGAGUUGGAGCUGAUACACAGCAGCAUGCCGGAGGAUCUUUUUCCCCACAUGAUGCACCAAUGGACCCAGUGCACCGGGAUUGCCACCGAUUUUCAAUCCCCAUUUGCAGCCGAAUGAACAUUUUCAAAAUCCCCCUAAAUUCAAGUGUCCCAGUCCAAAUAAUCCUCCACCCAAUUUUAAACAAGGGGCUUCCAGGCCUAAUUCCAGGAGACAUCGGUCAAGGUGAGGCCAGUAGGGCGUUCAACUCCAACAAUUCAGCUCUGGAUUUAAUAGAAAAAAUUUUGAGGGACGAGUGGAACUUGGGACUUGGCAGGGAAAUGAUCCAGAGCAACCACAAGAAGAAGAAUAAUUAUGUGGGAGAGAUGACACGAGAGGGUUCAGGGGGGGAUUCACUACUAAGAAUAACUGGUAAAUCACUGGAGGAGAAGUGAUGAUCGAUGAUGGCUUUUUCAUUCAUUUGAGGACUCGAAGUGAGCAAGAAUGUUAAUUAAAUUGGACAGGCACUUAGGUGUUUGUGAGGAAAUUGUAAUAUAAAUUGUAUGAUUACAACCGAUUUAUCAUUUUAUGAUUGUUUAAUUGUAAGUGAGAAUUCAUAAGUUUUCACGACGAUGCCUUGGAAAUGUGGAAAGUUCCAAGAAUGUUUUGUGAGUGUGCACUGAUGGAUGAAUGGAAAUUCAAUCAAUUAAGAUGUUUACUUAAUAAAAUCGAAAGUAUAUCAA